AUGACAAUUAUCGACCAAAACGAUGACGCCAGGUGUAGAAUCACCACCCAAACCCUCCUCCUCGUUGGGAUUGCCGGAUUGGCUUCACUCUCGUGGAAGACUCAUCUAGCGUUGACGCUAGUGUUAAAAGUUAAGGAGGCUGCCUUUCGCCUUGACGGCAUCAUCAACUGCCGUCUCCUCAAUUUUGUCGACCUCAAGGCCUCACCGAAGUCCACAAACGUCGUCAUCUCCUCCGACGUGGUCGUCGACUCCACUCGUAGUCUCUGGUUCCAUCUCUUCGUCCCCGUCAAAAAUGAGCCCUUGUCCUCGUCUCUUCCCAUCAUUCUUUACUUUCAUGCCGGCGGCUUUGCAACCUACAACCCCUCUUCGGUUCACUACAACACCAUUUGCCGCAAGUUCACCUCCACAAUCCAUGCCAUUGUUGUUUUCGUCAAAUAUCGUUUCUCACCAAAGCACUGCUACCCAUCCCAAUACGACGACGGCUUUGCAAGCUACAGUCCCUCCUCGGUGCACUACAACACCAUUCGCAAAAGUUCAGUUUUCAUUUCAAGUCUAUAA
Molecule: messenger RNA, 558 nt
Organism: Argentina anserina (silverweed cinquefoil)
Lineage: Eukaryota; Viridiplantae; Streptophyta; Magnoliopsida; Rosales; Rosaceae
Product: probable carboxylesterase 18
Exons: 1
Coding region: 1-558 (185 amino acids)
Molecular function (GO): hydrolase activity
Source: RefSeq, a predicted model, not a curated record